AAAACAGCUGUUCAGGUGUUAAAAAUAGUUCAUAACGCCGUGAGUGCUUCGUAUUUUUAAUUUGAACGAAAUUAUUUGUGUCUAAACAUUAAAAGAAAAACAUUAUAAAAAUAGCAUAAGCUAGUGCGUCAGAAAGAGGUAUAUCAAAUGCGGACGUGCCCACAGAAAUUAGACAACUUUCAGAAAGUAGAAAGCAGAAAAAUAAGUUAGAAAAGUAUUGUUGAAAACUAAUUAACUUUAAGUUUUUAAGAAAGGCAUAAUAAGUUAUUUUGUAUUUCACUGCAUUGCGCUCAAUUACCACUUGGGAUAAGUCUUAUGAACUAGAAAUAAGAAAUGCCAGUCGUUUAAGGACUCGAUUGGUAGGAACGUAAUAAUCAGUGUCAACUUUCCUACGCAUACAGCAAUCGGCAUCUGCAACCAAAAUUUCUCCUAUUAACCGGUGCACAGAAAAACUGCAAUAGCGAGGGGAGCAGCGGAAUGGAGUCAGCAAGACGGAAUAGCAAAGCUAUUAAACGAGGCGACCGCAUCCUUACCGAACAGCCAUUUGUCUUUGUACUUCAAGCAAAAUAUCGUAAAGAGCGUUGCGACAACUGUUUGCAAACUUGUAAGGUGCUGAAGUGUGCCAACUGCCAGUAUGUUUAUUAUUGUAGUCGUGACUGCCAGAUGCAAAGCUGGAGUCUACAUAAAAUCGAAUGUCCAUUCCUAAAACGCAUCUAUCCGCGUACGGUGCCCGAUGCGGCCCGAAUGCUUUGUAAGCUGAGCAUACAAUUGAACAAUGGUGGCGAUUUAGUGCGGGGCUAUUACACUGAAACUUGUUCACGCCGUUUUCGUGAACUCAUGUCACAUUAUGGUGAAAUUAAAUAUGAUGCGCGGCGUUUGGAGCAUUUAGAAUCUUUGCAUGCUGUGCUGCAGGAUAUGAUGGGUGAUAGUACUAUUGUGCCAAAUCUGGCGGAAUUGACAAGCAUCUAUGGAAGGUUAAUCACUAAUGGUUUUAGCAUACUUGACCCUGAAAUGAAUUCCAUUGCUACAGCUAUUUAUCUUGGCGUGUCGAUAACAAAUCAUAGCUGCAAACCGAAUGCGGUUGCCACCUUCGAAGGUACUACCUUGCAUAUACACGCAAUCGAAGAUAUCGAGUGCCUGGAUUGGUCCAAGAUCUUCAUUAGCUACAUAGAUCUUCUAAAUACACCUGCCGAACGACGUGCCGAACUCCAAAGCAAUUAUUAUUUUCUUUGUAUAUGCUCCAAAUGUACUGAUAUGCAGGAAACACACGAAAUGCUGGCUGCCGCUUGUCCCAAUAAGAAGUGUAAUGAAUUUUUGGACAUCAAUCUCAAUAAUUGCCCACAUUGUGAUACUGAUGUCAGCCAGAAGCAACGAAAUGGGUACAACGAGGCUAUGUCAAUAACAAAAACUCAUUUGGAAAAUAUGAAGGAUGUGGCGUAUUUGGAUGUUUGUAAAUUAUGCCUAGCCAAACAAAAAGGGUUUGUCCAUCCCUUGAAUGUUUGGCAUAUAAAAACUUUGGACGCAGCAUUUGAAGCCGCCAUUGAUGUGUCGAAAUGGGCCGAGGCGUUGGAGUUUAGUAAGGAGCUGGUGCCAGGCUUUAGAAAAUAUUAUGGCGAUUGGCAUCCACUACUUGGAUUGCUUUAUUUCAAAAUCGGAAAAAUUCAAUUGUACGAGUGUCAGCUGGCAGAGGCAGUCCAAAAUUUAAAGGAGGCGCAAAAAAUACUCCAAGUAACACAUGGCCGAGAUCAUAGUUUGCUGCGUGAACAAUUACAGUCUUUACUUGCACAGUCUAUAGCCGAGGCUUCUGCAUGAAAUGAUUAUGUGUGCGUGUAUAUAAAUAAAUUUACUUUACUUAUUUUAUUAAUAA
Molecule: messenger RNA, 1867 nt
Organism: Anastrepha ludens (Mexican fruit fly)
Lineage: Eukaryota; Metazoa; Arthropoda; Insecta; Diptera; Tephritidae
Gene: Smyd3
Product: histone-lysine N-methyltransferase SMYD3
Exons: 8
Coding region: 478-1812 (444 amino acids)
Cellular component (GO): nucleus
Molecular function (GO): protein binding
Source: RefSeq, a predicted model, not a curated record